UCUAAUUAGCAGCGUGUGCCGGUAAAGAAACUCAGUGGAGCGACCUCACCAAGGCGCAAAGGCAUCUAGUAGCCACUUCACCUGUGUGAUGACUUAACUGUGUGAACUCCGACUUUGGAGAAGCACUUCGGAUGAUCGGUGCGCUGCAGUGUUCUCUGCUGCUAAGCUGACAGACAGUAAAAGCUAAAACUGCAGGUAAAAAAAAAAGUCACUUUGACUUGUUUCUGGUGAUCUCCGACGCGUCCCGCUUCUCUGCGCAGCGGGUUGGAUUCGACGCACCGACUUGUUGCCUCAGCUGAGCUCUGAGGGGUCCUCGGCUGUUGUGUUGCGUGUUCGACAGACAAGUCAGCGACAGGACUUAAAAGCCUGCUGUAAGGAUGAUGUCCUACAUAAAGCAACCCCAUUACACCAUGAACGGGUUAAAUUUGCCUGGCCCCGGAAUGGAUGUGCUACACACGACCGUCGCUUAUCCUUCCACUCCCCGGAAGCAGCGUAGAGAGCGCACCACCUUCACCCGGACACAGCUGGACAUCCUGGAGGCACUCUUCUCCAAGACCCGCUACCCAGACAUCUUCAUGAGGGAGGAGGUGGCCCUCAAGAUCAACCUGCCUGAGUCACGUGUGCAGGUUUGGUUUAAAAACCGCCGUGCCAAGUGCCGUCAGCAGCAGCAGCAGAGCAGUGGCCAGUCCAAGCCCCGCCCUCCCAAGAAGAAGGCCUCUCCAGCACAGGAACCCAGCGCCCCUGAUCCUGUUCCAAACCCAUCUGGCUCUUACAGCCCCUCCUCUGCCCAGUCAGGCCCCAGUCUGGCCCCAAGCUCCAGCACUGGAAACACUGCCGUGUCCAUCUGGAGCCCGGCCAUCUCGCCUCUCCCUGACCCCCUGGCCUCCUCAGCCCCCUGCAUGCAGCGGCCCUCACCUUACCCUAUGAGCUAUGGCCAGCCGUCAGCCUACACCCAAGGCUACGCCAGCACCACCUCCUACUUCACUGGCCUGGACUGCAGCGCCUACCUGUCCCCCAUGCACUCGCAGCUGUCGGGCACCGGGGGCGCUCUCAGCCCCAUCACUGUGCCCUCAAUGGGGGGCUCCCUAAGCCAGUCCCCGGCCUCACUGUCUUCACAGGGCUACAGCACUGCCUCCUCCCUGGGCUUCACUUCGGUUGACUGCCUGGACUACAAGGACCAGCAGGCCUGGAAACUGGGCUUCACCACAAUGGACUGCCUGGACCACAAGGACCAAAACUCCUGGAAGUUCCAGGUCCUCUAAAAAGUGUUCAUGUGCGUUGAUGAGUCCCAUGUGAGAUAGUAUGAAGCAGAUUUUGUUUUUAUUUUAUCAAGGCCACCUCUGUAGAAAUGCAUUUCAUUUGAAUGACUUUGGAGAUGAGGGGACCCAUAACUGUUAUUGAUGCUGCCUGACUGCAAAUCAUAUCUGUUGUCUUCUUCAUGCUACGUUAAAUAAGAGAACAAAAGCCUUUAAAAAGUCUGUAGGGAAAGACUGGAGUCCUUCGUAUGGAGACACACUGAGCCAUCUCUCCUUUGAACAUGACUGUCUGACUAUAUACUAGCUCAUUUUAUUUCCAUGUUGCGUUGUCAUAGAGUGAAAGGAGAGCUGCUUUGACAGGAAGGAGCUCAGAAGUCCUUUAGAUCACUUCCUCCUUCAGGGUUGAAUUAUUUUUCGAGUUAUUUAUUCUUAUUUUAAAUAUGUACUUUGGUUGCAUCUAGAUACUUUUGAGCAUUUGUGUUCCGUAUUAUUCAGUGUUAGCCUUUAGUGUUAUCAUCCCGAUCUGUUUUGAUGGAAAACUUAGAUCUUCUGUUUUAGUUGUGUGACAUAUUAAAGUGAUCUAUUCUUUA
Messenger RNA from Thunnus maccoyii (southern bluefin tuna), 1846 nucleotides. It is a transcript of the gene crx, whose product is annotated as cone-rod homeobox. Gene Ontology annotation, biological process: regulation of transcription by RNA polymerase II; multicellular organism development. Bases 378 to 1262 code for a protein of 294 amino acids. Gene Ontology annotation, cellular component: nucleus. Gene Ontology annotation, molecular function: RNA polymerase II cis-regulatory region sequence-specific DNA binding; DNA-binding transcription factor activity, RNA polymerase II-specific. The record is from RefSeq and is a predicted model, not a curated record. The transcript is spliced from 3 exons. Lineage: Eukaryota; Metazoa; Chordata; Actinopteri; Scombriformes; Scombridae.